Molecule: messenger RNA, 1226 nt
Organism: Micropterus dolomieu (smallmouth bass)
Lineage: Eukaryota; Metazoa; Chordata; Actinopteri; Centrarchiformes; Centrarchidae
Gene: mxtx1
Product: mix-type homeobox gene 1
Exons: 3
Coding region: 15-965 (316 amino acids)
Molecular function (GO): DNA binding
Source: RefSeq, a predicted model, not a curated record
UGUCCACUUGUGACAUGUCAGAUGAUGCCAGACCCGUGGCCUCCUGCGGCGGCUCCUCCCGCAGCGCCAGUCGCAGGAAGAGGACAAGCUUCUCCAAAGAGCACGUGGAGCUCCUGCGUGCCACCUUCGAGACUGACCCGUACCCUGGCAUCAGCCUCAGAGAGAGCCUCUCCCAGACCACAGGCCUGCCAGAGUCACGCAUUCAGGUGUGGUUUCAGAACAGAAGAGCUCGCACCCUGAAGUGCAAAGGAGCAAAAAAAGCGCUGUGGCAGUCUGAUAGCCCGGUCCGUGAUGCUCCACCUCCACCUCAUGCUGUAGCUAGCAGGGGCCCACAGGUUGGCUCAGCCCAUCUGCCACCUCAGGGCCCUCCACCAGCCUACCCAACCCCAGUGAAGGAGGAGAUGGAGGAAGCCUGCUACUAUGGACAGUGUCCUCCAUCCUACUCCACCAUUGAGGAGCACAGACACUACGGCUCCAUGUAUGGACUCCAGCAGGGCAGACCGUUGGCAAGUAGCUCCAGCCCACCCUUGAGGGGCUUCUGGUCCCAGUCAGGUGCCCAAACCUCCCCUGUCCCGCCUGUGUGGUGCCACUCUCCCCUUGAGAUGAGAAACUACAGCUCAAUGUCCAGUCAGGCAGCCUUCAUGUAUCCUGGAUCAGCAGAGCAGCAGAUGUACAUUCCCUGCUCCACCUCCCACUCCUCAACUCCAGACACUCCAGAUUCUGGUUACUGGGAUGCCAGUCUGGAGAACAGCCCACCUCCAGAAGGUCAGUACUCGCAGGUGGGAGAUUCAUGGAGCAGGGCCGCUCUGGAAGGCUGUGGGAAGUCCGGACAUCCAGCACUCGUCCAGCACACCCCCCUACCUGAGCUGUCCCUUCAAGAGAUUCUGGGGGAGCUGGAUGAGGAGUGGUUGGGAGGAGAGGGACUGGACAGUCAUGCUACUGGGGAUAAAAUGGCUUUCUGCUAAUGACUCUGUGAAAAGGAUUAAUGAUGGACAAUUAGAAAUCAUAUGUAUUAUUUUGAUUUUAGUCAUUUUAUAUUGCUUCUGAGACACAUACAUAGAAAAAGUCAAAAAACUCUGUUCGAACUAAUUGGAAAUGGAUCCAUGUUUUCAAAAUCCUACAAUCAUACAUGGUUUUUAUUUAUUCCAUAUUCACUAUAGUUUCUUUUUGGCAAUGUAUUUAUUCACUUUUCACUAUUUAUAACCUCUAUUUAUGAUUUACUGCAC